Molecule: messenger RNA, 2611 nt
Organism: Amoebophrya sp. A120
Lineage: Eukaryota; Dinophyceae; Syndiniales; Amoebophryaceae
Source: the annotation of a GenBank genome assembly
CCCCCUUACCUGUCCUGGAUUCCGGAUGUGGAGAGUAGCAAGGAGCGUUUUCUCUCCUCGCUCGGGCGCGGCCCCGGGAGCGACAUUUUGCUGUCCGACCCGUUGGUGCACCAAUUGCGGGCAGAAAGCCGAAUCGUCGUGUGCGUUACAACCAUUCCGUCCCGGUUUGACCGCGUCCACCCCGUGCUGCGCAGUUUUUUCGCGCAGAGCGUUGUGCCGGACGUGGUCUAUCUGGUGGUGCCGAAGCGGUUCCAUCUGAUGUCGUUGAGAGGUGGAGGUGGAAGUAAGAGACAAAGUGGAAGAAGUGUUGAGGGUGGUGGACCACAGCAAAUUAAAAUUCCAAGCGAGGCGGACCACGCACGACCAGCUGCCCCGGUUCACGACGAUUUGCCCGCCAGUCUGCUGGCCCUGCAAGAAGAGUUCGGGCGGGAGAAAUUUCAAAUUCUCCGUCCGGAGCACGAUUUUGUGGGGCCGCUAAUGAACCUGUGGCCGGUUUUGCCAGGGGAGCGGGAUCCCAAAACUUUCCUCGUCACCGCGAACGACGACCACCUGCAGCCGAGAAAUUUCAUCCGGGACCUCUGGGUCAACGCAAUUGCCAACCCGGGCCGCGCGAUCUGCUACCACGGCUGGAUAUCCGUUUUCGAUAGUAGUAGGGAGGUAGAACAACAACACGACCUCCGCGACGGAAUUGAUAGAACGUCAAAAAUGGACGAGGUGGACGCGCACCUCCCGAUGUCAUCAACAUCAGUAACAUCAGCAUCUCCAUCUUCCUCGCCAUCGCGCAGCGAUCAAGAUGACGACACCGACACAGCGGCACAGAACGAGCAGGCAGAAGCUACCACCGCGCAGUCACUUUCGUACAACAUGACACCGAGCGAGAUAGACCAGGUGACGUCCUUUAUUCACCACGCCGCGCCGCUGAACCGCACGGCCGGACUGCAUUGGCUGACGAGAAGCACGAAGACCCCGACGUACGUCCAACAAGAGUACGCGCCGAACAUCCUGGACGAUACCUCGGCCUCCUACUACGCCACGGCCCCGGUGGGCGCGAAUUACCUCGGCUGCAUUUGGCAACGGGGCUUUUUCGAUGACAACCUCUACCGGCUCGUGGAUAGAGAAAAAACCUUCUCCGGCUGUCUCUUCGUGGACGACGUGUGGCGCGCGGCGUUGAUGGCAAUGCGGAAGAUCCGGUUUCUGUUCCUGAACCGCCUUCCGACCGGCUCAACGCCAACAGAACUGAACCAGGCGGAACGCGCGGUCGUUGAUGGGCUGCACGUAUGCAUUGCAAAAGUAUCGCACUAGUGUAAAUCGCAUUACCAAUUUACUCAACUACAUAACAAAUGGAAUUUAUCACGCUGAGUUACCUAAGAAACGAGAUUUGUCAUGCAAGACUGGCAUUUAUACGAGAACGAGUGCGAUACUUUUGCAAUGGUGCAUAGCAUGGCGUAGCGCUAGCCAACGUGCAGGCGCUGGGAAAGGAGAAGGGAAAAUUCUCCAGCGCAAACAUGCGCGCGACGUGUCACAAGCAGCUCGUGCGCGAGUGGGGUUCCGGGCUGUGGCAGAAGAAAGCCCGGAGAGUGCUGGUCACCGGAAGUGAAGUGGUAGCCGCUGCAAGUCAUUUCGGCUUCGGGGAAGAAGAAGAUGAGGGGAAGAGCACUGGUGCCAGUGGUCACGACCAUGUACCAGCCUCAGCAGAUGAUCAAGAGGCACAGCGAGGCCCUCAUGCCGCUCCUGCGCUGUCGCGAAUCCAGCUGCUGCAGGAAACGGCUAGUGAUGCGGAAGCCCGAAGCGAAAAAAUGAAAAACUUUGCGACUCCAGUCCUGGACUUGAGGGCGGGGAGUUCCUGCGGGGCACCGCCGCGAAUGGGCAUGUUAGAGAAGCACCGCACAAGAACACCAUCGCUGAAUAGCGAAAACAAAGCCGUGGCGUGGCAGCUAAUUGACAACUUCGAUCGCAUCUACCUUCUGCAGAACAUCAAUUCUGGGUUCCCGGUGGACGCUAGCACGAGAAAAAGACUGCACGGAACAUCAGGAGCGACACCGCACGACCACGAGCAUAAAAACUGCAAAUGCUCGUGGGAAGACGCAGCAUCCUGGGAGGGCGAUGAAGACACGGAAAUUUGUGUUGACACUUCCACGGUCAACGUGUUAUUUGCGGAUAGUAUGCAUUCAAAUGAGUUGGAGAUCAUGAGCACGAAGUUGACGGUGAACAAGACCGCUGCUUUGAUCGAAGAUGGAGGCGAUCGGACAGAAGAAAAGAAGAACGUUGGACUUGACAAAACGAAAACAAGUAGGGAGGAUGAACAAACAAACUUGAUUUGCUUUACUGUGGCUUCUUUUCGCUCGUGGUACGAAAGCGGAGCAGAUCUUCGGCGAAAGGGAACUAGUACACGACCUUUGUCCGCUAAGGAGUGGAGGAAAACUACUUUAACCAACUUGAUUGCCCGUGUCCCAGGGUUCUUCCACUUCCGCAAUAGGACUACGCCGGCGAACACUAAAGUGGCAAUAUUUGAAUUUGAAAGCGAUGCGAAAGGAGAUUUAUCUGUUGUCAAGACUCUUGAUUGAAGUUGCGUACGAUUGCACGAGGGUGUCAAUCAUGUGUUCGCUCGCCA